GCGGAGGGAGGCGGUCCUGCGCACCUGCGGGGAGCGGCCUGCGGCGUCCUGUCACCGUCGCUCACCUAUCCCAGCUGCGGAGCCGUGAGGAGGACGCCGGGAGAGCCCGCUGCGCGGUCGCGAGAUGGACAUAGUGGUCUUUACGGAUGUGGCUGUGAACUUCACCCGGGAAGAGUGGGCUUUGCUGGAUCAUUCUCAGAGGAGGCUCUACCAAGAUGUGAUGCUGGAGACCUGCCGGAACCUGGCUUCCGUGGAUUGUUUCACGCACAAAACCAGUGGAUCAUGUUCUCAGAGGAAAAUUUUGGUGAAGGAAAUAUCCAGUGAAGAGAAAAUUGUAAGAUUCACAGGAAAAGAUUUGUGGUCUGUGUUUGAAGAACCCUGGACAUUACAUAACGUUGCAGAUCAGCAGCAAAUGCAGGAGAGGCCUUGGAGCCGUCAUUUUGUGCAGAGACCCUGUGAACGUAAUGGAGGUCGUCAGUGUGGAGACACCCUGACUCAGAUCACAGAUCUUUCUGUGCCUGGGAGACGUCCGAAUGCAGGUAAAUCUUCCGGAUGCAGCAAGCGUGGAAACUCCUGCCCAGAUCAUUCCUUCCUAAAAAAUCAGCCCGACUCUUCCACUGGACCCAGACCUCAUUCCUGUGAGGAGUGUGGAGAAGGCAGCAGGUGUGUCCCAUGCCUCAGCACUUCCGGGGACACAGACCUUGUGGAGAAACCCUGUGAACGUCAGGAUGCAGGGCAUGCAUCCAAGCGAAACGGGAAGCAUCUCAGUCAUAAGAACUCUUUUGAAUGUGAGAAAUGCAGAAAAGCUUUCACUUGCUCCUCAUCCUUUCGGGGACAUGUGAGAGGUCGCUGUGGACAGAAAAUCCAUGUGUGCAAGUUAUGUGGGAAAGCCUUUAUGUAUUACUUUUACCUUACAGGACAUGUGAAAACCCACACUGGAGAGAAAGCCUAUGAGUGUAAGGCAUGUGGGAAGGCUUUUGGUAGCCCGAAAUACUUUAGAAGACACGUGAGAACUCACAGUGGAGUGAAACCCUAUGUAUGUAAGGAGUGUGGUAAAGCCUACAGAUAUCUCACCAACUUGCAAGAACAUGCAAGAACACAUAGUGGGGAGAGACCCUAUGUAUGUCAGCACUGUGGGAAAGCCUUUAGUCGUCACUCCUCUCUUCGAGGACAUGUUAGAACGCACAGUGGGGUGAAACCCUAUGAAUGUCAGCAAUGUGGGAAAGCUUUCAGAUAUCCCGCCAACCUGCAAGUACAUGUGAGGACCCACACUGGGGAGAGACCCUGCGAAUGUCAGCACUGCGGGAAAGCCUUCAGGUAUGCUGCAUCCUUGCGGGUACAUGUGAGGACUCACACUGGGGAGAGACCCUAUGAAUGUCAGCAAUGUGGGAAAGCCUUCAUUAGUCACUCUUAUCUUCAAAAACAUGUGCGAACACACAGUGUGGAGAAAUCCUAUGAAUGCAAGGAAUGUGGGAAGGCUUUUAGGCAGCUUCAACAUUUUCAAGGUCACAUGAGAAUGCACAGCGGAGUGAAGCCUUAUGAAUGUAAGGAGUGUGGGAAAGCCUACAGUUUUCUUUCAUCCCUUCGAAUACAUGCAAGGACGCACAGUGGGGAGAGACCCUUUGAAUGUCAGCACUGUGGGAAAGCCUUCAGUCGUCUCUGCUCCCUUCGAGGACAUAUGAGAUCUCACAGUGGGGUGAAACCCUAUGAAUGUAAGGAAUGUGGGAAAACCUUCAGGUAUCCUGACAACCUGGAGGUACAUGUGAGAACACACACUGGGGAGAAACCUGAUGAAUGUCAGCACUGUGGGAAAGCCUUCAGGUAUCCCACAUCUCUGCGAAAACACGUGAGAACGCACAGUGAAAAGACUACCUAUGAAUGUCAGCAAUGUGGCAAGGCCUUCAAGUAUCUUGAAUCCCUGCAAGCACAUAUGAAGACACAUGAUGCACAGAAUCUCUGAACACAAAGACUGUGGGACAUCUUCAUUCUCCCUUAGUACCUUGUUACAAAUAUGAGCAAACACACUGGAGAGAAACUGUAUAGAUGAAAAUUGGAAAAAUUUUUGGAUGUAGCAGUUCACUUAUUUUGUACAUAAAAACCCAGAGCAGGAUUGAAAUCUCUUAAUUAUUAUAAGUAUGGUUUUACCUUUGUAAAUAGUUUAUUCUUAAAAGCGAUUUCCAGCGUUUUAAUUUUGGUUCAUGUUUCUGACAUGAAAACUUGAGAUGAUACGUACUUCUCUACAUCUCUUUAUCUGUACUACAUAUAUAUCACUUUUGACUUUAAGUAAUUGUACAAUUGUAUAAAACAUGCCUCAUUUCCAUUAAAAUAUAUUUUGCAUCCGGGGGUAAUAAGUGACUUUUUCAUGUGAAACUUGAUAUAACUUUAGGUGAAAGAAAUUUUUAUUCUUACAUUCCAUUAUGUUCCUACUGUAUGAUCAUGAUAUGAGACCUUUAUUGAAUCUCUGUUCUUGCCCACUGCUGCAAAUACUGGAAUUUUGUGACCUGAUAGCUAUCCUCUCCUUCAGUCUUUAUUUAUUGAAAGAUGUGUCUUUCACAUUUGUUAGUGAAUUCCACAUCUGCGUUCUUCAUAGAUUUUAAUAAUUAUGGCCAGAUCGCCUCAUAUUAUGUUCAUAAUUUGACUUCUGCUCAAUGUCCUUGAUUUUGGUUGUAUAUUGAGCACAAUACAGAGUAAUGAAGAAAGACUUUGUUAUGUGAUGAUGAAAGCUGAUGUCCAGAAGGUUCCACUGAUUUGUCUUGUCAGUUUGGGUGAGGUGGGAAACUGUAUCCCAUUGUCCUUCUGGUUAUUGUUUGAGGUAAAGGUCACGAGAAAAGAAAGUUGCCUGAGGUUUGGAAGGCAGAGCUGAAGAAGCCAUGAGUCAGUUCUCUGUACUGUCAGGAGACUUCAAUGCAUGGGAAUCUAGUGGGCCUGACUUACAGCACAGUCUUCUGAGUCCUGGCUCUGCCCAUCUGUGACAGCUCCAACCAAACUCAUGGUUGCUGUUAGUUUCUUUAUAGGCAGCAUGUUGUACAGACUAUUCUUGGGCCUCCCGCAUCAUGGGCUUUCUUUGGUUUUCAAGUUUACACAGAUCCUCGCAUUUUCCUGUAGCUCUUUGAUGUCCAUUAGGACAGUUUUUCCAGGUCUCUGACCUAGCAAUCUCUCAAUCUGUCACCCGCUUCAUCUCCUAAGACUCUCUUAAUUACAUGAUUUUUAUAAGAAGCAUCUUGUUUCUCUGUUGGCAGAUAUUUUCUUGCCUCCAUCCCAACACAUUUAGUGCUGAGCAAAAUGUAGGAAUCUUACUUCCCAGAUUACUUUGUUUAGAAGCUGCACUGAUCCUUUAUUUCUUGUUUCUAGAUACUUCCAUUGUUGAAAAAAGCCUUUGUGAAUAUGUUUGGCACUUUGUGGAAGUUUUCUCUUAGAGCCGAAUGCUCUCUAAUGAUAAACCCAGUAUGUUUAAUUAUGUUCAAUUUUUAGAUGUGAUUACUAAGUGUUUCUUUCAUUUUUAAAUUGUUUCAAACAAUAUGCACUUUUUCAAAUGGACUUUUUUCAUCGUUUCUUAGGUAGCUAUUAUUAUUCAGUUUUUUCAAAAAUGCUAAAUACCGACACAUACUACGUUUUAUAUUUCAUUAAUUGAGAGAAUAUGUUAAUCCAUUCUAAGGAAGAACUUAUUCUCAUAAUUGUGAAGAUUUUCACAUAUUCUGGGAUAAUAGUAAUAAAUAAAUGUACCUUUUGAAAUUA
Pteropus alecto (black flying fox) is the source of this 3735-nucleotide messenger RNA. RefSeq names its product zinc finger protein 77-like. The record is from RefSeq and is a predicted model, not a curated record. Lineage: Eukaryota; Metazoa; Chordata; Mammalia; Chiroptera; Pteropodidae. Gene Ontology annotation, biological process: regulation of transcription by RNA polymerase II. Gene Ontology annotation, molecular function: DNA-binding transcription factor activity; RNA polymerase II cis-regulatory region sequence-specific DNA binding.